Molecule: messenger RNA, 1429 nt
Organism: Zea mays
Lineage: Eukaryota; Viridiplantae; Streptophyta; Magnoliopsida; Poales; Poaceae
Biological process (GO): intracellular protein transport
Source: RefSeq, marked validated
AUACUUUCCAAAGAGAGAAAGGGCAGGCCCAGCUCUAGCCUUUCCAAAGUGCGCGCAAUCUCCUCUGCCGCAUCCGAUAUUCCGAUCUCGAUCCCGCGACGCGGUGUCUCCGGUCAGCGCCGCCGCCUUCUCCCUCGCCGGCCGCCACUGCAUCGCCGCAGUCGCCAUGAAUUAUAUCAUUGGAGCAUUCAAGCCACCUUGUGACAUCUCGAUCACAUUCUCUGAUGCGAGGACUAGGAAGCAGGUUUCGGUUAAGAAGGACAAUGGGAAGACAACGAUGGUCCCUGUUUUCCAGAGCCUCGAAACUAUAUCUGGAGAAGUAUCAAUAGCACCAGUUCCAGGUAAAAGGAUUGAACACACGGGUGUCAAAAUUGAGUUGCUAGGCCAAAUAGAGCUCUAUUUUGACCGAGGGAACUUCUAUGACUUCACUUCGUUAGUACGUGAGUUAGAUAUUCCUGGUGAAAUCUAUGAAAGGAAGACGUUUCCAUUUGAAUUUUCAACUGUUGAAAUGCCAUAUGAGUCUUACAAUGGGACGAAUGUCAGACUCAGGUACAUUUUGAAGGUGACAAUUGGCAGAAACUAUGUUGGCAAUAUUGUGGAAUAUCGGGAUUUCUGUGUGAGAAACUACUCACCUGUCCCUACAAUCAAUAACAGCAUUAAGAUGGAAGUAGGAAUUGAGGAUUGCUUACAUAUUGAGUUUGAAUACAGCAAAAGCAAGUACCAUCUCAAUGAUGUGAUUAUUGGGAAGAUAUAUUUCCUUCUUGUCAGAAUAAAGAUAAAAAAUAUGGAACUGGAAAUUAGGCGUAGGGAAUCAACAGGAUCAGGCUCUAACACAUAUGUUGAAACUGAGACUCUUGCAAAGUUUGAGUUGAUGGAUGGUGCUCCUGUGAGAGGUGAAUCUAUUCCAGUGAGGCUGUUCCUGACACCCUAUGAGUUGACCCCGACUUACCGCAACAUAAACAACAAAUUCAGCGUCAAGUAUUACCUGAAUCUGGUCCUUGUGGACGAGGAAGAUCGGAGGUACUUCAAGCAGCAAGAGAUCACAAUGUACCGUCUCCAAGAAUCUCCCCCUGCCUCCUAGAUCCCAACCUGUUGCAUCAUGUUCACUUCUCAGGUUUUGUACAAGUGGACGCUGAGGUUAGAGCAAUGUCCUGUAUAUAAACUAAAAUCCAGAAGAGCGCCACAGCUGGUUACUGCUAUGGCCAUGCACGCUGCACUGUCGUGUUCAUUGUUUAUGUUUCGUUGUUCUUUCCCUUGAGUAUGACGCCACCUUGAUAGCCCGGGGUAGAAUUACCUGCCUAUAUUUAUCGUCCUUGUGGUCUGCAAGAAUCAUGACGUUAUUACUUAGGCACUUAUUCAUCUUACUAUCUGGAAGUGAUGUGAUUUGUUUUGGUAAGUCGAACGAUAUAGAUUUAUCUGUGUUUCAUGC